This is a messenger RNA of Vanderwaltozyma polyspora DSM 70294, 1299 nucleotides long. RefSeq names its product proteasome regulatory particle lid subunit RPN6 (gene RPN6). The transcript has a single exon. The record is from RefSeq and is a predicted model, not a curated record. Gene Ontology annotation, biological process: ubiquitin-dependent protein catabolic process. NCBI's taxonomy places the organism in Eukaryota, Fungi, Ascomycota, Saccharomycetes, Saccharomycetales, Saccharomycetaceae. Gene Ontology annotation, cellular component: proteasome regulatory particle, lid subcomplex. Gene Ontology annotation, molecular function: protein binding; structural molecule activity. Bases 1 to 1299 code for a protein of 432 amino acids.
AUGUCAGCCGUCACUGAAGGUUUGCAACAUGCAAGAGAAUUGGUAAAACAAAAAAAAUAUCAAGAUGCUGAAACUAUCUAUUUAAAUCUAUUGAACUCAAACAAAUCUUUGGAUACAGACAACAGCAUUAAAUUAGACUCGGUAAGAAACGAAUUGGAAUCAGUGAUCCUGGAAUUGGGUGACAUCUACUCCGUCACCCACCAAAAGGAAAAAUUAAGAGAAUUCAUACCAAAUUCAACUGAAUACAUGUCAAUUUUGGCAAAAUCAAAAACUGCAAAAGUAUUGAAAACUCUAAUUGAAAAAUUUGAAAAAGUACCAGACUCAUUGGACGAUCAAAUUUACGUUUGUGAGAAAUCUAUAGAGUUCGCAGAAAAGGAAAAAAGAGUCUUCUUAAAACAUUCACUAGCUGUGAAAUUAGCAAAUUAUUAUUAUUUAAAGACAAAUUAUAAGAAAUCUUUAGAUCUGAUCAACAGCUUAUUGACAGAAUUCAAGAAAUUGGAUGAUAAACCUUCUCUAGUAGAUGUUCAUCUAUUGGAAUCAAAAGUUUACCAUAAGUUGAGAAACUUGGCAAAGGCAAAGGCAGCUUUGACAGCUUCUAGAACCGCAGCAAAUUCAAUCUAUUGUCCUACUGUAACAAUGGCUGAAUUGGAUUUGAUGAGUGGUAUAUUGCACUGUGAAGAUAAAGAUUAUAAAACCGCAUACUCUUAUUUCUUCGAGAGUUUCGAAAGUUUCCACAAUUUAUCCACACAUGAUUCCUACGAAAAGGCUUGUCAAUUAUUAAAAUAUAUGUUACUAUCAAAAAUUAUGCUGAAUCUAAUAGACGAAGUAAACACAAUCCUAAACGCAAAAUACACCAAAGAAACUUAUCAAUCUCGUGGUAUAGACGCGAUGAAGGCUAUUGCAGAAGCUUAUAAUAAUAGAUCCCUAUUGGAAUUUAAUACCGCCAUAAAGAAUUAUAACAAGGAGCUGAUGACAGAUGAACUAACAAGAUCCCAUUUUAAUGCAUUAUAUGACACUUUAUUAGAAUCAAAUUUGUGUAAAAUUAUUGAACCAUUUGAAUGUGUGGAAAUUUCUCAUAUUUCAAAAAUGAUAGGGUUGGAAGCCGAGCAAGUAGAAGGUAAAUUAUCUCAAAUGAUUUUAGAUAAAAUCUUUUAUGGUGUCUUGGAUCAAGGUAAUGGUUGGUUAUACGUUUACGCAACUCCAAACAAAGAUGCCACUUAUGAUUCUGCAUUAGAAUUGACUACAGAAUUAAAUAAAGUAGUUGAUCAAUUAUUUGAAAAAGCUAGCGUAUUGUACUAG